AUGGCAGUAGGCAACAGUUUGUUUUAUCAUGCUAUAACUCUGUACGAUCCUUACCCUUACUGUACUGGGAUAGCUGCUACAGUAGUAGGUGUUACUGGAUACAUGCAGUUCAUUCCACAUGCAAGAGUUCCAGUCCUUCAAUAUGUGAGCAACCGCUUUGGCGUCUCCUGUGAUAUAUCAAUCAACAACUUUGCUGGUCGAAUUAAGUCCAAAAUCUUCUACUGGCUCAAUACUUUAGAUGAGCGGUUUGGUGAUAUGGUUACUGUCCCUCAUGACCUAGCUAACCAACAAGCCGCAAAGAUGUCCACAUAUGGGACACGUAACCAUAAUAAUAUUAAAUCUAUUUUUGCUAGACUAGGUAGGAACCAAAAUGAGCCUCGAUACUCUGAGACAUUGGAGCGACAUGGAUUUGCAAGAAACAGGAUAUGGACCCUGGUUGCGGAGCAUCCAUCACUGAAUCAUGAUGGUAACGGCAACAGAGUUUCUGUUGACCUUAUUAUACUAAAGCCAUCUGAACAUGAUCUCAAAGUGUUGGCCACAUUGUUAAGUGAGGGCUACAUGCCAAAUUUCUACUAA
This is a messenger RNA of Miscanthus lutarioriparius, 576 nucleotides long. The record is from the annotation of a GenBank genome assembly. Lineage: Eukaryota; Viridiplantae; Streptophyta; Magnoliopsida; Poales; Poaceae.